UUUCAAAAUUCAUUAGGUUCAAUGUUUCUUGGUGAUGUGAUAUUCUUUUUAUACAUUCUGUGACAUGGCAACUGCAUAGAAAUAAGGAUAACAACAAACAAACAGAUAAACCCUAGCAUAGAUUGUGAUGCUCAUUCGUCAUUUAUUACUUAUUAGUUGCAAACUAACCAAUUACCAACCUAACCAAAGAAAAUAAAGGAAAUAAAAAGAACCCAACCAAACAAAAUUGUUUGCAUUUUAAAUAGUAACCUAAGCCAUAACCACAAAUGGUAAAACAGUAAAAAUUCCUGCCCACCAAAAAAUCCAUUUUAACCCACUUCUAAGUUGUAAAAAAUCCCAUCAAAUGCAAAUUUAACCACUUGACAAGACAGGAUAUGAUCCUCACCAAGCACAUAUAACAAUUAGGAUAAAGAAAAUAAGAAAUGAAAAUUAGUAAGACACAUCUCAAGGCCAUUUCUAUCAUCACCAUAGCAUCACCCUACCCCAAUUUGUAAAAUAAAAUAAAUAGAAACAGGCUGGAAAAUUUUCCGGUCCAUUCAUUUGCGCUUCAAAUCAAUCCUGGCCGUCAAUUGCCUUCUUUCCUAAACCAAACAACGGAAAAAGCCAAAACUGACGAACCAAUCACAGCUCUACACACACUAGUCUCUCAGCAGCAGCAAGCUGUGCUGUGUACAAAAGAUUUCCUUUCAAUUACCCCAUUCCUUUGUUCUUUCUUUCCCCUUUCCUUCCUCUUCCUCUUCCUCUUCCUCUUCCCCCCAGCUACCUCAGCCGCCCUGUAAUAUAUUUCCCCUUCGUUAGUCCAAAUCAUCAAAAUUCUCCUGCUUUCGUGUGAUGAUGGAGCUUAACACGUUGGCAGCAGCAAUCCAUAUCCCCAGCUCUCUUCCCUAUUUGGCUGCUGGCCCAUAGAGCAGAAGAAGAAUAAGAAGAAAAGGCAGCCAUGGUUCUGCUACUAUCUCAAGGGUACUGGUUCAUAAGCAGGGUGCCAUUUCUGGGCUGGUACAAGGAGAUCUCUUGAAGUGUAUAGUUGGAAUCUGGUGAAGAAAUUAGAAGCGAAACAGAGGGAAGUUUUUAGCUUUUCUUUUUAUUUAUACUACUCUCUUCUGGGGGUUCUAGUUUUAUUUUUCCCUAUCUUUUUCGUUGGGUGACAAUAGAUCGCUCUUGGCGGUUUGUUUGCCGUGUGAAGCUACUGUGCGCAAGCUCUGAUCUCGAAGGUUAUUUUUUUUAAAACAAAAAUAAGUUCUUUUUUCGUUUUUGGUUUCUUGUGUUUGGGGAUUUUAUGUGAAGGAGGUAAAACGGACAAAAAACAAGAAUAACGAUGGUCUCCCAAUCUGGAUAUUGCUGUCCUUUGUCGGUUCUUAAUUAAAAUUCCUUAUUCCCCCUUCUGGGUUUCAGUCCUUUUACCAUUUCAAAGCCCUAGCUGUUCACGAGUUCAUUAGUGUUGCAAAGCUUGAAGCUUUAGUCUUAGUUCUUUCUGGGUAGUUCCAGGGAUAACAGUUUGGAGUGUGAUUUGGAAAAUAGAAGCUACUACCCCUUUGAGUUUUUUGCAUUUAGCUCAAGGACAAGCUUUGGUGGUGAUAGCUUAUUCAAAGUGAUUAUUUUGAGAUUGGAGUUUCUUUAGCGGUUUUAGGCUUUUUGGUGAACGGAGUUGGCAUUGUCGUGAAGAGAAGGGUGUGAUAGUUAGGAGGUGGAGAUAUGGCAAUGAUCUGCAAGGAUGGUGGUAAGAACAAUAUGCAGCAAGGGCACAUGGAGAAUGGAAAAUAUGUGCGUUACACGCCUGAGCAGGUCGAAGCCCUUGAGAGACUCUAUCACGAGUGUCCCAAACCCAGCUCCAUUCGCCGCCAACAGUUCAUUAGGGACUGCCCUAUCCUCUCCAACAUUGAACCUAAACAGAUCAAAGUUUGGUUCCAGAAUCGAAGAUGCAGGGAGAAGCAAAGGAAAGAGGCUUCUCGACUUCAAGCGGUGAAUAGGAAGCUGACGGCAAUGAACAAGCUUCUCAUGGAGGAAAAUGAUAGGUUGCAGAAGCAAGUGUCUCAUCUGGUGUAUGAGAAUAGCUACUUUCGCCAGCAUACCCCGAAAACAACGCUUCCAACCGAAGACACAAGUUGUGAAUCAGUGGUCACAAUUGGUCAACAUCAUGUGACACCUCAGCAGCAUCCUCCAAGGGAUGCUAGUCCUGCAGGGCUAUUGUCCAUUGCAGAAGAAACUUUAACAGAGUUUCUUUCAAAGGCUACUGGAACCGCUGUGGAGUGGGUCCAAAUGCCUGGAAUGAAGCCUGGUCCGGAUUCCAUUGGAAUCAUUGCUAUUUCUCAUGGUUGCAUUGGCGUGGCAGCACGAGCCUGUGGCCUAGUGGGUCUAGAGCCCACAAGGGUCGCAGAAAUCCUCAAAGAUCGGCCUUCGUGGUUCCGCGAUUGCCGUGCUGUGGAUGUUGUCAAUGUGCUGCCCACAACUAAUGGUGGAACCAUUGAGCUACUUUACAUGCAGCUCUAUGCUCCAACAACCUUGGCACCUGCUCGCGAUUUCUGGUUGUUGCGCUACACUUCGGUAUUGGAAGAUGGCAGUCUUGUGAUAUGUGAGAGGUCGCUCAAGAAUACUCAAAAUGGCCCUAGCAUGCCACCUGUGCAGCAUUUUGUGAGAGCAGAACUGCUGCCUAGUGGUUACCUGAUACGACCUUGUGAAGGGGGUGGCUCAAUCAUACACAUAGUUGACCAUCUAGAUUUGGAGCCUUGGAGUGUGCCUGAAGUUCUACGACCGCUCUACGAGUCCUCCACAGUGCUUGCGCAAAAGACAACAAUGGCUGCUUUGCGCCAGUUGAGGCAGAUAGCCCAGGAGGUUUCCCAGACUAAUGUAAGCAACUGUGGCAGGCGACCAGCAGCACUGCGGGCUUUGAGCCAGAGGUUGAGCAGGGGCUUCAAUGAGGCUCUCAAUGGGUUCACUGAUGAGGGAUGGUCAGUGCUGGGAAAUGAUGGGAUGGAUGAUGUUACCAUCCUGGUUAACUCGUCUCCUGACAAAUUGAUGGGUCUGAAUCUUCCCUUUUCCAAUGGGUUUCCAGCUGUUACAAAUGCAGUUUUAUGUGCCAAAGCAUCAAUGCUUUUACAGAAUGUUCCUCCUGCCAUACUUCUUAGAUUCUUGCGUGAACACAGAUCAGAAUGGGCAGACAAUGGCAUUGAUGCUUAUUCAGCUGCUGCAAUAAAAGUUGGUCCUUGCAGCUUACCUGGUUCUCGUGUUGGAGGAUUUGGGGGGCAGGUUAUACUUCCUUUGGCUCACACGAUAGAGCAUGAAGAGUUUCUGGAGGUUGUUAAAUUGGAGAGCAUCGCAUAUUCCCCUGAGGAAGCAAUGAUGCCUAGGGACAUUUUUCUCUUACAACUCUGCAGUGGAAUGGAUGAAAAUGCUGUUGGAACUUGUGCUGAACUCAUAUUUGCUCCGAUCGAUGCAUCUUUUGCUGAUGAUGCACCUCUGUUGCCUUCUGGUUUCCGCAUCAUUCCCCUUGAUACCGGAAAGGAAGCCUCGAGCCCCAAUCGCACUUUGGACCUUGCUUCUGCUCUUGAAAUUGGACAGGCUGGCAACAAAGGAUCUAAUGACUCAUCUGCUAGUCCGGGUUGUGUUAGAUCUGUAAUGACCAUUGCGUUUGAGUUUGCAUUUGAAAGCCAUAUGCAAGAACAUGUAGCUUCAAUGGCUCGCCAGUAUGUUCGGAGCAUCAUAUCAUCUGUUCAGAGAGUGGCAUUGGCCCUUUCACCUUCAAACUUGGGCUCACUCGCUGGUCUUCGUUCGCCUCUUGGUACACCCGAAGCACAGACUCUUGCUCGUUGGAUCUUCCAGAGUUAUAGAGUUUACUUGGGUGUGGAGCUGCUGAAGUCCAAUAAUGAAGCAGGUGGUGAUUCCAUCCUCAAGUCUCUCUGGCAUCACUCGGAUGCCAUGAUGUGCUGCUCUCUCAAGGCACUUCCAGUUUUCACAUUUGCAAAUCAGGCAGGACUUGACAUGCUCGAGACGACCUUAGUUGCAUUACAGGAUAUAAGUCUGGAGAAGAUAUUCGAUGACCAAGGAAGGAAGACUCUAUGUACAGAGUUCCCACAGAUCAUGCAGCAGGGAUUUGCAUGCCUUCAAGGUGGUAUCUGUGUCUCGAGCAUGGGAAGACCGAUCUCGUACGAGAGGGCGGUGGCAUGGAAGGUGUUGAACGAGGAGGAGAAUGCACACUGCAUCUGCUUCAUGUUUGUCAACUGGUCUUUCGUUUAAAGCUUUUGGUGGGUUUCCUGGGGGCGUUUCAGGAGAAGAAAAUACCUUGCAAUGGGUUUUAGAAAGUGUGGAAGAGAUGAAUAGUACUCUGAAGAACACUGGCUUAUUGUUGUUAUGUUGGUUUUGUUGCCCCCCGUAUGUUUAAUGGACAGAGUAUUAUUAAGAGUGGUACAGUUGUGAUCGGCAGAACGAUGUAAGGCACAGGAUGUGCCCUGUAUGUGUGUUGGUUUGUAUCCAGGAAUUAUGAUCGCAACUUUCUUGUGUGUUUUCAGUACUCCACACCCACAGCAGUUGGAACCUCAUAACCCCUUGAGCUAGAUUUUUGGGAUGGAACUGAUUAUUAAUACCAGAUGCAAUGGCCGCGCUUCGCUGCGGGUAGGGAACCUCUGAAACUGAACUUGGAGGCUGAAUUGGAGAAGUUAGUGGUUUAGUGGUUUAGGGUUUAGUGGUUAACUGUGAGUCUGUGACAAAAAUGUUGGUGAACUGUUGAUAGAACCGUUCAUGAUAUAUAACAUAUAAGACUUGUAUAUUACACUAAUUUACAAAUGAAGUUAUCAUUGACCAUAAAAAAUUUCAAAUUCAUAUCAUCACCAAAAUAUCUAAUAAAAUAUUUAAAUCAUUUCACAAAAAGCAAAUUAAAAAUUACGGUGCCAAAUGGUAAUGGAUAACAUAAAGUCGACAACAAGGUUGGAAAAUGAGAAGAGUAAGCAUAUAUAAAAUUAAUAAUUAUAGUUUGAUGGUCUUGGUUUAUGUUAAAGUAUUUUUUCUAAAUUUUUUUUGGGUAAAAAUAGUGAAUUAGUGAACCAGUUAAACCGUGGUGGUUCCUCUAAUUUCAUGUUGAACCGUGAAAAAUCGUUUGGUCUACCAAUAAUGGCCCAAACAAUGAACCAGACCGGUAUCACAACUGAUUUGACGAUUCUAAUGGCCCGAUCGUUAAUUCAGUUCAAUUCUUAUAGCAAUUUCAUUAGUUAUAGUUAUAUAACUAUAACUAAUGACUCACACGAGCACACACAUACAUUAAUUUGGCCCAGACACUAACUCACCAGCCUGGCAGCUAGAGGUGGAAAUCGGUACGGUAUCGGUAUCCCAAUACCAAAUACCGAAAUACCGAAUACCGAAUUACACCCUAAAGUCAAUCCCAAUCCCAAUCCCUAAAUAAUUUCGGUAUCCCAAUCGGUAUUAUCGAAUACAAAAUUAAUUACCUUUACAAUUAAUAAUUAAAUAUAUAAAUUAGAUUUUAUUGUUUAAUUUAGGGGAAAAUAACUAAGCAAAAAGUUUUGAAUUAGGAUAUUAUUAAGGAGAAUGGAGGAGAGGAGAUAUCUCAAGUUCUUGUCAUUGAUAAUCUUUAAUUUGACGAAUUGGACGUUGAGAGACGACUAUUAAUAGUGAUGGAAUGAUCUGUGUAUAAUUAAAUGACACUCUUGGUGGUUGAGGGUCAUGUAGUAGUGAAUGAGAGAGUCUAGUUGAGAGGAUAAAAUACACACUAGCCUAUAUUUCGGUAUUGAUCGGUAUUUCGGUAUAUACCGAUCUCAAUCCCGUAAUCCCUAAUACCGAAUAACAAUUGAAAUUCAAUCCCAAUCCCAAAAAAUAAUAUGUGUAUUCGGUAAUACCAAAUAUAGACAAAUUCGGUACGGUAUUCGGUAUAUCCCAAAUACCGGUACCAAACUUCCAGCCCUACUGACAGCCCACAGAGAAAACUGCUCUUACAACCCACUAGCCACUAGGAUGGUAAUUUGAACCCACCUCGCCGGAUAUAACCCAUCCUAACUCGCGGUAAUAUGAGGUGGGGCAUGUAUAUCUACUUCAGACUCGCUCUGUCCGCCCGGUCUCGUUCUUGGUUCAUUACAUUGUAAUUUCUUAUAGUAUUUACUGAUAUUUCUCCAAUUAUAGCUUUUUUCAACUAGUUAGACUUGAUUUUUCAAUUAGUUAAACUCAAUAACACGUAAAAUCUUAC
Messenger RNA from Linum trigynum, 6184 nucleotides. Lineage: Eukaryota; Viridiplantae; Streptophyta; Magnoliopsida; Malpighiales; Linaceae. The record is from the annotation of a GenBank genome assembly.